CAUGGAUCUUCCUGGUACUGUCUUUCUCUUCUGAGUUCUAACAAUUAGGGUUCCGAUAUGGCGGAAAGCCCUUUCCGUAGCAGAAAGCGAAGCCACCGUUCUUCUCCUUCUCCACCGAAGCCGAAGCCGAAGCCGAAGCCCCGCCCCGACUUCCCUUCGUUCCAAGACAUCCCCAAUCUCCCUUCCAACGUCAAAUCCCUCUGCCACCUCAUUGCCACCACCCCCGCCGCCGCCUUGGAAGCUUCCCUCCGCUCCGCCGCCAUCGCCGUCUCCCCCUCCGACGUGGAGCAGGUCCUGAAGCUCUCGUACGGCUUCCCCGGGCAGGCCGUGAAGUUCUUCCGGUGGUCGGGCCACCAGCUCCGGCACAGGCACACCCCUUACUCGUGGAACCUGGUGGUGGACCUCCUCGGCAAGAACCUCUUCUUCGACGCCAUGUGGGACGCCAUCAAGUCGAUGCACACCGAGCGGCUCCUCUCCCUGGCCACCUUCGCCUCCGUCUUCGGCAGCUACGUGGCCUCCGAUCGCACCGCGGAAGCCCUGGCCGCCUUCGAGGCCAUGGAGAAUUACGGCCUCCACAGAGACACUGUCGCAUUGAAUUCCUUGUUUAGUGCUAUUUGUAAGGAUGGUAGGACUGUUGAUGCUUCUGACUAUUUGCAGGUUGCCAAGAACUUUGUUCGCCCCGACGCCGAUACCUACGCCAUUUUGAUGGAGGGUUGGGAGAAGGAGAUGAGUGUUGUUGGUGCCAAGGAGACAUUUGCUGAGAUGGUCAUUGAAAUUGGAUGGGAUCCUGCCAAUGUGGCUGCCUAUGAUUCCUUCCUUUGCACGCUUGUUCGUGGCCGUGAUGGAUUGCUUGAGGCCAUUAAGUUUGUUGAUUCAAUGAGAGAUAGGAGGUGUUACCCUGGUGUCAGGUUCUUGAAGGCUGCAUUGGAUGAGUGUCUUCAGAGUCAUGAUGUGAGGACUGCUCAGUUUUUCUGGGAGGUUUUGGUGGUGGGGAAGGUCGUGCAGCCCACCACUGAGAUGUACAAUUUGAUGAUUGUGUUGCAUUGCUACCAGAGCGAUACCGAGGCUGCCAGGAGGUUGCUUGAUGAGAUGGUUUACCAAGGGGUUUUUCCGGAUACCAUGAGUUAUAACAUGUUGUUUCAGUUCUUGAUCAAGGGCAGGAAGUUGAGGGAGGCUUCCACUGUGUUUGCUGAGAUGGUGAAGAAUGAGUGUGUGCCGGAGCAGGCUAAUUGCGCUGCAGCAGUUAAGGUUUAUGUGGAUAAUGGGGAUGCUUUUAUGGCGAUGAAGGUUUGGAGGUGUAUGGUGGAGAAUUACGGGAAGGAUUUGGAGCGGACAGCGAAUUUUCUGGUGGUGGGGCUUCGCGAUUUGAAUAGGGUUCCGGAGGCAGUCAAGUAUGCUGAGGAUAUGAUUAGAAGGGGAAUCAGGUUGUCCUCUGCCACAUUGUCCAAGCUGAGACAGAGCCUUGUUAAAGACAGAAAAGAAUCUGUGUAUGAAGAGCUUUUGAGAAAGUGGAAAGCUAAUUAGGCGGUUUGGGUUUUGUAAAAGUUGCAUUCAAUUUGAAUGUUUCACUUUUACCUACCAGUGGGGGGAAGAACUUUGAAAUGGUUAUUUAAGUUGAUACUUUGAUUCUGCUCACUAUGAGUAUGGCAUAUGUGUCAUUAUUGUAUAUAGUUACAGCAAAAGAUCAUUGUGGAAUUGUUUUUGAAGGUAGAAGGUGGAUGAAGUUUAUAUAGGUUUUUUGUUAUAAGCAUAUGUUCUAACUUACAUAAAAAAGCUUCAUCUGUUUACAAAUUUUGAUUUUUUUUUUUUUUCAUUUGCUUUUGAUUUGAUCUAGAUUAUCAGUACGCUUAUUUAUGCUAUUUUGCUUGCAUUUUUUGUUGUUGUAAUUAUUGGUCUAGAGUUCAAACUGUUGCAAACAAAAUGGAAAAAGAUGUACUUGAAGAGAUGGGC
This is a messenger RNA of Cajanus cajan (pigeon pea), 1950 nucleotides long. RefSeq names its product pentatricopeptide repeat-containing protein At5g15010, mitochondrial. NCBI's taxonomy places the organism in Eukaryota, Viridiplantae, Streptophyta, Magnoliopsida, Fabales, Fabaceae. The record is from RefSeq and is a predicted model, not a curated record. Gene Ontology annotation, molecular function: protein binding.